AUGGGGCUUGCCAUAGAUGUUUGGGCCCUGGGAUGCGUGGCCGUUCAGAUGGUGCUGGGCUUUGACGCCUUGUUUGCUCUUGCCGACAAGCACGAGGUCCUUUCGCCCAAGGCAGUGGCCGCGGCGUGGCCAUCCUACGAACCUGUGGCCCUGCGCGCCCUCGUGUUUGACUGCCUGCUGGUGCGCGACCCCGCGCAGUGCGCGUCGGUCGCCCAGGUCAUGGCGCACUCGUUCUUCGAGGGGCUUGACUGGGAGGCUGUGCGGAAAGGAGCCACCUGGGCGUGA
This is a messenger RNA of Monoraphidium neglectum, 285 nucleotides long. RefSeq lists its product as hypothetical. The coding region runs from base 1 to 285 and encodes 94 amino acids. The record is from RefSeq and is a predicted model, not a curated record. NCBI's taxonomy places the organism in Eukaryota, Viridiplantae, Chlorophyta, Chlorophyceae, Sphaeropleales, Selenastraceae. The transcript has a single exon.